Molecule: messenger RNA, 1303 nt
Organism: Hansenula anomala
Lineage: Eukaryota; Fungi; Ascomycota; Saccharomycetes; Phaffomycetales; Wickerhamomycetaceae
Product: GTP cyclohydrolase II
Exons: 2
Coding region: 207-1199 (330 amino acids)
Biological process (GO): riboflavin biosynthetic process
Molecular function (GO): GTP cyclohydrolase II activity
Source: RefSeq, a predicted model, not a curated record
CAUCGGGUCAGAAUUGGUGCUUACAAAAAUGGUGAGUGAUUGAUUGAUAAUUCAACUCCAGAAAAGUCUGAAGUUUUGUAUAAAGACGAAACAACAACCACACUACAAAGAUACACAAAUAGACAAAUAAAAGUACACUACUGAUUCAUAUCCAAACAUCAAACUCAAGAUACCCCAUUAGUCAGCUCCGUGAUACAAGAUCAAUAAUGGAACAACCAACACCUAUACAUCAACAACAGCAACAGGAUGACUUAUUUGCGAGCAUACCACUUGUCUCACCAAGCAUAACACCAAGUGGAUCCAUACCAUCGACACCAUUAGGGGUCCCGGUCCAUGAAGAAGACUUAUCAGAUGGGAAAAGACAACUACUCCCAGAUGAAUUACCAAUAGUGGAGUGUAUGGCAAGAGCAAGAAUCCCAACAACUCAAGGUUUAGAAAUUUUCUUGCAUCUAUAUACAAACAAUGUUGAUAAUAAAGAACAUUUGGCUAUUGUGUUUGGUGAAAAGAUUAGAUCCAAGACAUUAUUCAAGAAAAGACCUGGUGAAACUCAAAGUGAUAGAAUGACAAGAGGUGCUUAUGUUGGGAAAUUAAGACCUGGUCGUAUAAUUGCUGAUAAAGAUGAAAGAACUGGUGAAGAGUUGAAAUUUGAUGACGAGGGGAAUGUUUUAUAUCAAUUAAGUCCAGAAGAUGAGGCGACUUUAGUACGUAUUCAUUCCGAGUGUUAUACAGGUGAAACUGCAUGGUCUGCUAGAUGUGAUUGCGGUGAACAAUUUGAUGAAGCUGGUAGAUUGAUGGGUAAAGCUGGGAAAGGCUGUAUUGUUUACCUAAGACAAGAGGGCCGUGGUAUUGGAUUGGGAGAAAAAUUAAAAGCUUAUAAUUUACAAGAUUUAGGUGCAGAUACGGUGCAAGCUAAUCUUUUAUUAAGACAUCCAGCUGAUGCUAGAUCAUUUUCAUUAGCUACUGCAAUCUUGUUAGAUUUAGGAUUAACAGAUAUCAAGUUAUUGACAAAUAAUCCAGAUAAAAUUGUUGCGGUGGAGGGUAAAGAAAGACAAGUUAGAGUUGUUGAAAGAGUUCCAAUGGUUCCAUUAGCUUGGGGUAAAGAUGGUAAGAAUGGGAUACAUUCUAAAGAAGUUGAUGGUUAUUUGAGAACAAAGAUUGAAAGAAUGGGGCACUUAUUGCAAAAGCCAAUAAACAUUUAGGUGUGUGUAUGAUAUUAAUGAAGGAAAGGAAAAAGAUUGAACAUGUACACCAUUCUAGAUCCUUGAAGUAUUUGUCAAAUUAGAGUCCGCUGGAAUUCCAUAUA